Haplochromis burtoni (Burton's mouthbrooder) is the source of this 1013-nucleotide messenger RNA. RefSeq names its product CKLF-like MARVEL transmembrane domain containing 8b (gene cmtm8b). Bases 89 to 601 code for a protein of 170 amino acids. Gene Ontology annotation, molecular function: structural constituent of myelin sheath. The transcript has 4 exons. Gene Ontology annotation, biological process: myelination. NCBI's taxonomy places the organism in Eukaryota, Metazoa, Chordata, Actinopteri, Cichliformes, Cichlidae. Gene Ontology annotation, cellular component: membrane. The record is from RefSeq and is a predicted model, not a curated record.
CUUGCUGGAUUCCGGGAAAGGAACAAAACUUCCUCUGCUGCAGUCGCAGUCUCAGUGAAAGCAGACAGGCUCUCGGCGUGAGUGCAUCAUGGAGAGACCUGUUGCCGUGUCGGUGCGCAGGAGUCCCUCACUACCAGAUUACAACACCUCAACCUCCACCUUGGCCUUUGACCAGCAUUUCACUACAACUCUCAAAGGAAUUCUCCUCCAGGCUGAGAUAAUAUGUGGCAUGUUAGUGUGGAUUCUGGUUGGGGGUACAGACUAUUUUCAUCUGCCUGCUCUCUGCUGGGUGAUGUUUCUUUCCAUCUUGUUCUGGAUUCUAACAGUUAGCCUGUUUAUAAUUUACCUCACUGGAGUCCAAAACAGGAUACCACAGGUCCCCUGGACCACACUGUCACUGUGCAUUAAUUGCAUUGCUACUGCACUAUAUCUUGUGACAGCAGUAGUAGAUGCUCUCUCCGUCAACCAGGACGUCAGGGGGCGACACAACUAUAACUGCUGGGCAGCAUCAGCGUUCUUUGCAUUUCUGACCACACUUUGUUAUGCAGGAAGCAGUUAUCUGAGCUACCGUACAUGGAAAACCACAGAAGAAGAGCAGUAGCGUCAUUGCCUCUCAUCUUAUUGCAACAUCCUUCUUUUUCUCUGUCAACACAAACGUUUGUGACUUCUGUGACCAAAUUCUAACGAAGUAAAGUUCAGUAGAAAAAUGAAAAGCCUGCUGUGACGGAGCAGCCACUUGUUUUCAGCAUGUUUAACCUUUUUUGUGUGAUGCAGCCGUGCAACCAGUGGUCUACAUACAAGCAGUUUGAGAAGAUAAAGCAGUGAAGGACGUAACAUAAAAACCAUGUGUACACAUGUGUACAACGUGCGUUUGUUCUAAUAUCCAAAAUGCUUUUUAUUUUGUGUAUUAAUUUUUCUCUUGAUUGCCACCAAUUUCCAAAAAGAUCAAGUCAAAAACGUGCUGCUCACAAAACACUGAACAUUAUACAACUUUAUCCUUCAACCAUAAAGCA